ACAAUGGAAGAACACAAGGACAAUCAGCUAGACUAUGAGUCAGAGAAAGUGGAAAUCUUAAGACUGGUCCAGUCAAAGAGGAACAUUAACAGUUUGAACAUGGACCUUGAAAGGGAUAUGCAGAGAAUAGAUGAAGCAAAUCAGGAACUUCUUCUCAAAAUCCAAGGGAAAGAAAAUGAGAUUCAGAGGAUGGAAGGUGAGAUUGCUCACACCAGAGACUUGGCUGAAGAUGAAGAAUGGGAAAAGGAGAACCACACCAUGAUAGAGAGGGAAAAAGCCUUGCAGGAGCUGGAAGAAGAGACAGCCAGACUUGAUAGGAAGAAUGAGACUCUGGUCCACAGUAUAGAAGAACUUCAAAGAAAGCUUACAAGGAAAUCACACAAGGCAACCAAGUGUGAACAAGAAGAUCUAAAAGGAACCCCAGAAGAGUCAAAGGCUAAGAUAAAACAGCUGGAAGCUUCCUGUGCAGACCAAGAGCAAAAGCUGACCAAGGUAAUGGAAGACUAUACAUUUGUGGCACAGCUCUGUGAAGAUCAGGCCCUCUGCAUAAAGAAGUACCAGGAAACUCUGAGGAAAAUGGAAGAAGAACUAGAGACUCGGUUCCUUGAGAGAGAAGUAUCAAAAGUCUUGAGCAUGAAUUCUGCAAGAAAAAAGUUUAACAGCCAAAAUAAUAAGGAUGAUUCUCUCCAAAACAAGGGAACUUGGUUCUGUAAAAGGUUUUUUCAAUAUGUCUUUUCCACCACCCUAUUUUUCAUCAGACUGCUGGGCUACUUGUUUUUCCACAUAUGUUUUAUAAAUCCAGAUCUCCUUAUCAACACACUGCCCAAGAUAUUGAGCAGGGGCAUUCUGUGGAAGCUAAGAUGCUUCCUCUUUCCAUCUCUCACACUUGAGACAGAGGACAUGUUACCCCACUGA
Molecule: messenger RNA, 915 nt
Organism: Puma concolor (puma)
Lineage: Eukaryota; Metazoa; Chordata; Mammalia; Carnivora; Felidae
Gene: TMCO5A
Product: transmembrane and coiled-coil domains 5A
Source: RefSeq, a predicted model, not a curated record